UUUCGUGUCGGUCGUUUCGUUUCUUUGUUUCGGGUUUUAGUACAUGCCAUUCGAUUCUUAGCCAAAUUCUCUCUCGUUCCAGGAUUCUUCCGGAUUGAAAUUAGAAAUGCUCUCAAGUGACUGGGGUUUCAUUCCCGGAGUCUAGUCAUGAGUGACGUCACGAAAUUAAUUUGAAUAUUUUGCUUGUGUGCAAAUCUAUUUUUAGAUAGAUUUAAUUGCCGAUGGUAGUUCAAGGUGGUUCUACGUCUAGGCUGUACAGAAAUAGGCGCUGGCAAUUUAGCAGAGUAUCGCUUGCCAUUGUAUUGUCUUGCAGGACCAGUAGCGCACAAAAAGGUUCAAAAGUUUAACGAGCUAAUAGAUCAAAGCUGAAAAGAUGGCUUCAGAUCAAGACCUGUUGUUCAAGACGCUCCUCAUGUCCAUUUCAAAUCAACUCACGACAGAAGACCUCGAAAAAAUGAAGUUCGGUCUUGAGUUACCUCAGGGCACCUUAGAAGACGUGCAAAAACCGUUCGAACUCUUUCGUCGAAUGAUGAACGCUAAGUUAUUGUCUGCCGAAAAUCGAGGUCACUUGGCGUCCCUGUUGCAGUUUGCUGGUCGAUUCGAUUUGUGUAACGAGCUGAUGCAACACCGUGUGUCCCAGUUUGGGCCAACUGAAGAUGCCCGUCAGUGCUAUGCCGGAGAUCUCCCUUGCAGGCCUCCUCAUUUUUACGGCAGGAGCCAAACUUUGGAUGAAAUUGUUGAGGUACUCAGUAAAAACAAUGGCCAACGCCUUGUUAUUAUAACCGGCCCGCCAGGCUAUGGAAAAUCCUGUUUAGCGCAAACAAUUGGACACACGAUGCUUGAAAAACAAUUCAAGGUCAUCUUCCUGUGUUUACGCGAGAUCAAGGCUGUGGAUAAGAUGUCUGCGAAGAUUCUACUUGCCUUAAACGUUUGCCAGGGACUGGCCAACAAACAGUGUGACUUGGCUAAGUCGCAUUUAAGGUCACUGACCACAAAGACUAUAUUAAUUCUUGACAACGCUGAGGAUCUUCUUAGUCAAGAAGACACGAGACAUGAUUUUAAUAAUUUUAUUGACCACGUGGCCAAGUUCGCGCAGAAUGUGAAAUGCGUCAUUGCUUCAAGGGUGUGGUGCCCAGCCUCCUCUCGCCACCCCGUCAAACUGCUCGCUUUAGAAAAUGACGCCGCAGCGGAACUGCUCCAAGUGAAAGUCCAAGAAUGCACCAUGUUAACAUUAGAAGACCAUGAGGCCACGACUAUUGCAAAUCUUUGCUUCAAUGUCCCUCUCAUUUUGAAUGCGGCCGCCGCCUACUUAGAAUUCGUUAGUCCGCAGAAGUUGAUUGAAAUUUUGGAAGAAAGUUCUGCUCCUAUAAACUUAGCUGAUAUGGACGAUUUGUCGCCGGAAUUUAAAAUGAGGCGCUUUCUCAAGGGUUGUUUGCAACAACUCGGUCAAGAAGACCAAGAAGCCCUGGUCUCCUUAGCGGUCUUCCCAGCGGCGUUUGAUUAUGAACAGGCAGCGCGCGUGUAUGAUUCACCCAGGCUUGACGUGACUUUGAUGCAGCUAGUAAAGAGGUCACUUGUCCACUGUGAUGUGAAAUCCAAGCAGUAUUUUGUUCACCAAGUGAUUCAACUUUGUUGCAAGGAAAACGCCAAGAACGACGAGCGGUUGUGCGCGUGUUACAACAAAGCACGAGAGAGGUUUGUUGAACAUUAUUUGGCCCUUAUCACAGAACUUCAUCGGGGCUUUCUAAGCAAAGGCCACAUGCAACAGAACCUUUGUCGUUACUUUGCAGAGGAACAGUAUAUUAUACAAGCAAUUUGGUGGGCGGCAAAGGGUGGUACAGCGCUCGCCACACGCUGUGUAGAGAUUCUCAACAAUGCUGUGAUUUUCUUAGCCAAAGUCAUGAAGAGGAGUGAAUUUGAAGAAGUUUACGAGCUCGUAUUAAGCGCAUUCCAAGGCGAUUUGCGUUUAGUUGCCGACUGUCUUACUUGCGUCGGUAUAAAACAAAUCUACAGCUGUGAAUGCCAUCGAGCAUGCAACGUCACGUCAGAGCGAGGCUACAGGGUUCUACAGAGAGCGUUAGAGAUUUACGAUCAGCUAGACCUGACCGAGGGAGAGCUGGUACUACAGUGCUACAGCAAGAUCGCCCGCUGCAUGGCCAAGAAUGGAAACCCGUCAAGAGCACUGGAACUGAGUGCACGAGCUCUUGAAGCGCGGGAAAAGAAGGGAGAAGAAGAACCCCUGAAGUAUGCGGCUUGUUGCAACGACAGAGCAGGUUUGACACGCUUGACUUCUUCAUCGUUAUAUUCUGUAUAUGUUACAGAUUGCGUACUCUGGUUACAAUUUCUCACAACUGAGUGAACAAACGUUAAAGGAGCUACGUGACGGAUUGCGCAUCUUGAAAA
Orbicella faveolata is the source of this 2403-nucleotide messenger RNA. RefSeq lists its product as uncharacterized. NCBI's taxonomy places the organism in Eukaryota, Metazoa, Cnidaria, Anthozoa, Scleractinia, Merulinidae. Gene Ontology annotation, molecular function: protein binding; ADP binding. The record is from RefSeq and is a predicted model, not a curated record. Gene Ontology annotation, biological process: regulation of apoptotic process.